AAUUAUAAAUUAACUGCAAUUCAAUCAUCCCGCCAUUUCCAACUUUUUGCUUGCUGUGGAAGCUCGAGACAAACUAUGAGUUUUCUAAUUAGGGUUCAUAGUUUCAAUUUCCUUUUCCCCUCCCACCCCAACUUUCUUUCACCACUCGACCAUGCCGAUCGAAAUGCCCCCAGGCCUGCCAUUCUCGGUGGAUACAUGGACUCCUUCUUCCAAGCAAAAGCGCCACCAUUUUCUAACGCACGCACACAUGGAUCACACCAUUGGAAUUGCCGCCGCCCAUUCCUCCUUCCCUAUUUUUUCUACUUUUAUCACCAAAUCCAUCGUUCUUCAGCACUUCCCUCAGCUUCAUGAUUCGUUGUUCGUAUGUAUCGAGGUGGGGCAAACGCUGGUCGUAAAAGAUCCUGAUGGUGAUUUCACUGUUACAGUUUUCGAUGCUCAUCAUUGCCCUGGAGCUGUUAUGUUCUUAUUUGAAGGCAAUUUUGGCAAUAUUCUACAUACGGGUGAUUGCAGACUAACUCCUGAGUGCCUACAGAACUUACCUGAGAAGUAUCGUGGAAAAAGUGGUAAAGAGCCAAGGUGUAAACUGGAUCUGAUUUUUCUAGAUUGCACAUUUGGUAGAUUCUUUCAACAAUUCCCCAGCAGACAUUCAGCAAUACAUCAGGUUAUUAAUUGCAUAUGGAAACAUCCUGAUGCUCCUUUGGUAUAUCUGAUUUGCAGUCAUCUAGGACAGGAAGAUAUAUUGCAACAAGUAUCCCAAACAUUUGGUUCAAAGAUAUUUGUCGAUGAAUACACGAAAGCAGGUUACAAGGCUCUUGAACUUAUAGAUCCUGAUAUCCUCACUCAAGAUCCAUCCUCCCGCUUUCAUCUGCUUCAUGGAUUCCCUAAACUAUGUCAAACUGCAAAAGCACUGCUUGCAAAUGCCCAGACCAAUUUUCAGCCGGAACCUCUCGUAAUACGCCCUUCGACUCAGUGGUAUGUUCGUGAGGAAUUGUCAGAGAUUUGCAACACAAGGAAACAAAUAAUUAGUGAAGCAAUUAAAGAUCAGCACGGUAUUUGGCAUGUCUGUUACUCAAUGCACUCGUCGAAGGAAGAACUAGAAUGGGCCUUGCAAAUUUUAGCACCAAAAUGGGUUGUUUCAACCACUCCUGGUUGUCGGGCUAUGGAUUUGGAUUACGUGAAAAAGAAACCCAGUUGGUCUAGUUUAACUUCCAAUGGCCUAAUCUGGAAGCUUUUUGGUUUAGCAGAGGAAAGUUCUUCAGAUUUAGAUGCUUCAGUGAUUGAAGUGAGGUGUUCUCCUAUAGUUGAAACAUCCACUCUAAAAGAUAUGGAUCCUCAACUUCAGCCUGCAAAAUUGUAUGCUGUUCCUAGAGAAAAGUUAGACAUUUUGUCUCCAAGCAACUUGCCACCUCUCACAUUAUUCGGACGAGCUAGACUCGCCACCAAAGAUGCCAAUAUGUUACCGGAAGAAGUUUCAUAUCCAUCAACAGAGAAUGAGCCUGUAGAAGCAGUUGGAGAUAAAGUAGCAGACUUGUCCAUUCACGAUGCAAAUGGUAGACCGAGUGACAAACCAUCAAAACAUUCUAAAAACGAAGUUAACUCCAAAGGAAAACACGAGAAAUUUGCAAACGACAGGGUAUUAUUAGCUGAUGAAAGCGCCUCUCAUUGCUCUGAUCGGGCUAGGCUCCAUACUUCUGAAGUAGAAGUUGUGUCCAUGAACAACAAUAACCCACCAGAAGCAGUCAGCAGUGAGGUAGAAGAACUUCAUGUCCAUGAGCAAGAAAGUAGAGGUAAGGGAGACAAAUCGUUAGACGAUUGUGAAGAUGUCGUUACCGUUCCCAAAACACACAUUGGGAAGCUAGUAAAGGAUGACAGAAUGCCAGUGCGUAGUAAUUCACAUGUUUUAAGUGUUGGAUCUUCAAAAGGUUUUAAUGACAGGUUUAGAAAGUUGUACAGGUCAAUGAAUGUAGCUGUGCCGGAGCCUCUUCCUUCGCUUGUGGAGCUUAUGAAAUCCAGAAAACGGGCAAAGCGGAAUGCAUAUUUCUAGACAUAGCUUAGCUCAUCGCUACUGGCAGCUUGCUAAGUGACAAGGUACACAAUUUUUUUAGCAGUUUGUAUUGCAAAGGUAUAUAGAGAUGAUAAUUUGAUUCCUUGUCCAAAGUUAGGAAGCUUAGAGAUAUUGAUUUCUUUUUCAAAUUCUUGAUUGUACAAUGUUGAGGAAUAAAUUUGAUUAAUUCAUAUGGUAUGAAUAAAAGUAGCACCAGAUUUGGUGCUUCAUUUUAAA
This is a messenger RNA of Cucurbita moschata (crookneck pumpkin), 2281 nucleotides long. RefSeq lists its product as uncharacterized. The coding region runs from base 152 to 2044 and encodes 630 amino acids. Gene Ontology annotation, biological process: interstrand cross-link repair; double-strand break repair via nonhomologous end joining; protection from non-homologous end joining at telomere. The transcript has 4 exons. Lineage: Eukaryota; Viridiplantae; Streptophyta; Magnoliopsida; Cucurbitales; Cucurbitaceae. Gene Ontology annotation, molecular function: damaged DNA binding; 5'-3' DNA exonuclease activity. The record is from RefSeq and is a predicted model, not a curated record.